AAAACGAAACCCACGUUGUUUCAUCGUCAUCAUCAAACACUCAUAAACACAAAACACUAUUCUCACUUCUUCUUCUUCAUCACAAAACCCACAAACACACCCUCUUCUCUUCCUUAAACAUCCAUGACACUACAACCUCAUCUCUCUCCUCAAAAACCCAAAACCAAACAUGCAUAUUCCAUUUAAACCACUCUUAUUCAUUCUUUUCUUCUUUUUCUUUCAUGGUACUAAUUCUUUUGGAACCAUGGGACCAAUCUCUGCUUCAUUCGGAGAAUACGAGUUAUUUUGUUCCAUCGACGCAAGUGGAAAACAAGACGUUAUUUGUUGGGGAAAAAACACAACUUCACCACAAACUCCUUCUUCUUCCUCGUAUGUUAAUAACAUACCUGCCAUGUCAGCACUUUCUGGUGGUGAAGGUUUUCUUUGCGGCAUUUUAGCCAACACUUCCCAAGUUUUUUGUUGGGCUGCAACUUCUAAGCAAAACGCAGAUCCCAUUUUGGUUCCACCGGCAUACAGGACCACCGCCUACUCUCACGUUGCAGCCGGGCAGAAUCAUGUCUGUGCUGUUAGAGGAUCUUACUAUUCGGAUCGUGAUUCAGGAACGGUGGAUUGCUGGGAAAUCGCGAAAAGAAGUAAGAAUGGUACAUUAAUGGCGGUGAUCAAUGAGUCUUUUGACGAUCAAUCUGUUACUAAUCUUGAAAUGAACCGGGUUGUUUCCGGUGAAGGGUUUACUUGUGGUGAGGUUAGAGAUGGAGGGUUGGUUUGUUGGGGGCCUAAUUCGGAGAAUUUGAAAGUUUCAAAUGUUUCUGAUAGUUUUGCUGUUUUGGCAGCAGGGAGGACCGCUGUAUGCGGAGUUUUGAAUGCUUCCGGUGAUUUGAGAUGUUGGGGUGAUAUUGAACCUCCGUUGAAAACGGAGGUUCGUUUUGUUUCCCUUUCUGGAGGGGCGCGUCAUUUUUGUGGUGUUCGAGAGGAUAAUCAUGUGAUUGAAUGUUGGGGUAAUUUGAAUUCAUCUUUGGUUCCUAAAGGUUAUGGCUUUAUGGCAAUUGCUUCUUCUGAUUAUACUACUUGUGGUAUAAGGGAAGCUGAUCUUCUUUUAGAUUGUUGGUUGGUCAACGCUUCAAAGCCUGAUUUUGACCCACCUUUAGAGCUUUCAAGUCCUGGUCUUUGUAGGUCAAGUUCUUGUGAAGCUAAUGAAUUUGAUUUCAAUGUUAGUGUUCUUAAUCAACCAGAUUUGACAAGUUUAUGUGUUAGACAAGAUUUGAGGAUUUGUUCACCUUGUGGGUAUAAUUGUUCACAAGGUUUCUUUUUGUCUAGUCCUUGCACACAAAAUUCUGAUAGAGUUUGCACAGCCUGUUCUCUUUGUCAGAACAGUUCUUGUUUGAAUGUUUGUAAACUUCAUUCUUCAAAUGGGUUUUGGCAUUGGCAUCAUAUUCGUAGAUGGGUUCUAAUAAUUGGAUCUUCUGUUUUGUGUUUGUUGUUGAUUUUGACUUGUGGGUGUAUUCUUCGAUGUUCGACGGGUUCAAGGAGAAAACAUGGCACAAAGAAACAAUCCAAGUCUUGUAUUGGUAAACAUGAACAAGAGAAUGAUGAUGAGGUCAAUGGUAAUGGUAAUGGUCUUCUUCACUCGGCUUCUUCGGCUGCGUCUUGUCCUGGUUUGCCUCAGGUUUUUAGGCUUUCGGAGUUGAAAGAUGCUACUAAUGGUUUCAAGGAGUUUAAUGAGCUCGGGCGAGGAAGUUAUGGGUUUGUUUACAAAGCUGCUUUGGCUGAUGGGAGGAUUGUUGCUGUUAAGAGAGCGAACGCUGCGACGAUAAUUCACACCAACAAUCGUGACUUUGAAAUGGAAUUGGAAAUUUUGUGCAAAAUUCGGCAUGUUAAUAUUGUUAACUUGUUGGGUUACUGUGCUGAGAUGGGUGAGAGGUUGCUUGUUUAUGAGUAUAUGUCUCAUGGAACACUUUCUGAUCACAUUCACGGUGGUCUUUCUCCUCUCAAUUGGAGCUUAAGGCUUAAGAUAGCUAUGCAAACUGCAAAGGGUAUCGAGUACCUUCACAAAGAACUAUUGCCUCCAAUUGUUCACAAGGAUCUCAAGAGUUCCAACAUUCUUUUGGAUUCAGAGUGGGGGGCUAGAGUUUCAGACUUUGGACUUCUUACUUCGAGUGAUAAAGAUCUUAUCAGUGACUUGGAAAGCGAUGUUUACAGCUUCGGGAUUGUGUUGUUGGAGAUUCUAAGUGGAAGGAAGGCCUAUGAUAGAGAUUUUGAUCCACCUAAUGUUGUUGAGUGGGCAGUGCCUUUGAUCAAACAAGGUAAGGCAGCUGCCGUAAUUGAUCGCAAUGUCGCUCUUCCGAGAAAUGUCGAGCCUUUGCUUAAGCUUGGCGAUAUAGCAGAGCUUGCUGUGAGAGAGAAUCCGAGUGAGCGUCCAUCAAUGUCGGAUAUAGCAUCUUGGUUGGAGCAAAUUGUGAAGGAUGGAUUGAUCUUAUAACACUGAUCAAUUCAUUGCUUGUUUUGAUCAUGUGAGUAAAGCUUUUCUUCGGUUGUAAAUUGUUUUUUGAUUUUGUUGUAGAUUGCUUAAUUAUCAUUUGAAUUUCUUUGGUUUCAUUUUUCAUAAACUUCACAAAGUGAAGAACAUUGCAUUGUUGCACUAUACAAAAUUGUUUAUUUGUACAUUGUUGAUCUACAAUUCUUUCUUCUGAUAUAAGCCUGAGAUCAUCUUAAAGAUACAGAUACAAUUAUUUUCAUGUAUAUCAGUGGCAAAAAUAAAAGUCACAACAUGAAUUUCUUUGGUCA
Messenger RNA from Medicago truncatula (barrel medic), 2781 nucleotides. Its product is annotated as serine/threonine-protein kinase-like protein CCR1. The transcript has a single exon. Bases 170 to 2476 code for a protein of 768 amino acids. Lineage: Eukaryota; Viridiplantae; Streptophyta; Magnoliopsida; Fabales; Fabaceae. The record is from RefSeq and is a predicted model, not a curated record. Gene Ontology annotation, biological process: protein phosphorylation. Gene Ontology annotation, molecular function: protein kinase activity; protein binding; ATP binding.